UUCGUGCCCGGGCUCCUCCCUGACCGUCCGUGUCCUGUGUUUCAGGCCCAAGGUCCUGGCUAUGGCCGCGGCUACCAUCGUGCACGACACGUCUGAGGCCGUGGAGCUCUGCCCCGCGUACGGCUUGUACCUCAAGCCCAUCACCAAGAUGACCAUCAGCGUGGCGCUGCCGCAGCUGAAGCAGCCAGGCAAGUCCAUCUCCAACUGGGAGGUGAUGGAGCGGCUGAAGGGCAUGGUGCACAACCACCAGUUCUCCACGCUGCGCAUCUCCAAGAGCACCAUGGACUUCAUCCGCUUCGAGGGCGAGGUGGAGAACAAGAGCCUGGUGAAGUCGUUCCUGGCCUGCCUGGACGGCAAAACCAUCAAGCUCAGCGGCUUCUCCGACAUCCUCAAGGUGCGCGCCGCCGAGUUCAAGAUAGACUUCCCCACGCGCCACGACUGGGACUCCUUCUUCCGCGACGCCAAGGACAUGAACGAGACGCUGCCCGGAGAGAGGCCGGACACCAUCCACCUGGAGGGGCUGCCCUGCAAGUGGUUCGCCCUGAAGGAGUCGGGCUCGGAGAAGCCCAGCGAGGACGUCCUCGUGAAGGUGUUCGAGAAGUUCGGGGAGAUACGGAACGUGGACAUCCCCAUGCUCGACCCCUACCGGGAGGAGAUGACCGGCCGGAACUUCCACACGUUCAGUUUCGGGGGACACCUGAACUUCGAGGCGUACGUGCAGUAUCGCGAGUACGCGGGCUUCAUCCAGGCCAUGAGCGCCCUGCGCGGCAUGAAGCUCAUGUACAAGGGCGAGGACGGCAAGGCCGUGGCUUGCAACAUCAAGGUGUCUUUUGACUCGACCAAACAUCUGAGCGACGCCUCCAUUAAAAAACGGCAGCUCGAGAGGCAGAAGCUUCAGGAACUGGAGCAGCAGAGAGAGGAACAAAAGCGCAGAGAGAAGGAGGCCGAGGAGAGGCAGCGGGCAGAGGAAAGGAAGCAGAAGGAGCUGGAGGAGCUGGAGCGCGAGCGCAAGCGGGAGGAGAAGCUGCGCAGGCGCGAGCAGAAGCAGCGGGACCGCGAGCUGCGCCGCAGUCAGAAGAGGCUGGAGAAGCUGCAGGCGGAGGAGCAGAGGCAGCUGCAGGAGAAGAUCCGGCUGGAGGAGCGCAAGCUGCUGCUGGCGCAGCGGAACCUGCAGUCCAUCCGGCUCGUCGCCGAGCUGCUUGCCAGGGCCAAGGCGGUGAGGCUGCGCGAGCAGGAGCGGAAGGAGGAGCGGCGGCGGCUGCAGGAGGCGGAGCUGCGGCGCGUGGAGGAGGAGAAGGAGCGCGCGCUGGGCCUGCAGCGGAAGGAGCAGGAGCUGCGCGAGCGCCUCUUGAGCCUCCUGCUCAGCAAGCGUCCGGACGGCGGCCCCGCGCACGGCGAGCUGGGCGCCGCGCACGCAGACCUGCUGCAGCCGGUGCUGGACAUCCUGCAGACCGUGUCCUCGGGCUGCGCCGGCGCCGCCGCGCUGCAGUCCCUCGUCGGCCAGCCCACCGCGGGCGCCCCCAAGGACACCCCGGCCCUCCCGGAGGCUGAGCGCCCGCCCCAGAACGUGAACGGGAGCGUGGCCAAGGACGCCCCGUGCAAGGAGGGUCUGGGCGCGCGCUGCGGCGCCGCGGGGGACGGCUCUCCCGAGAAGAGGUGUCCGGGGGUCCUCGCCUGCAUCCCGGACAACAACCAGCAGCCCAAGGGCGUCCCCGCCUGCGACCAGGGCCCGCCCAGGAAGGACGCGCGGUCGGAGCAGGACAAGUGCAACCGCGAGCCCAGCGCGGGUCGGGGCCAGGCGGGCGCAGACGGGGACGAGCCGCAGCUGGAGCGCAGCGGGGCCCGGCGGGCGGGCAGCGGGGACGACGCGCGCCCUCGGAAGGAGCGGAGGCCGCACAAGAAGCGCGACAGGGACGACAGCCCGCACCGGCGCAGCUCCAGCCCGGACCACGCGCACUCGCGCAGGUCGCGCAGCAAAGACAGGCGGCACCGGAGCCGGGGCCGCAGGGCCAGCGCGGGCAGGAAGCACAGCCGCCACCGCCGCAGGGCCGAGCGCUCGCGCUCCCGGUCCCCGAGCAGGCACCGCAGCACCUGGAAUAGGUAAUGAAGGGCCGGCACCCUCGGCCCGCCGCGGAACGCCCGGUCGGCACCAGCGUCCUGGCCUCCGCGCCCCUCCGUCCG
Propithecus coquereli (Coquerel's sifaka) is the source of this 2181-nucleotide messenger RNA. RefSeq names its product A kinase (PRKA) anchor protein 17A (gene AKAP17A). Gene Ontology annotation, molecular function: RNA binding; protein kinase A binding. Gene Ontology annotation, biological process: regulation of RNA splicing. The record is from RefSeq and is a predicted model, not a curated record. The transcript is spliced from 4 exons. NCBI's taxonomy places the organism in Eukaryota, Metazoa, Chordata, Mammalia, Primates, Indriidae. Bases 62 to 2104 code for a protein of 680 amino acids. Gene Ontology annotation, cellular component: cytosol; nuclear speck.